This is a messenger RNA of Paecilomyces variotii, 1404 nucleotides long. RefSeq lists its product as hypothetical. The transcript has 3 exons. The record is from RefSeq and is a predicted model, not a curated record. The coding region runs from base 290 to 1219 and encodes 309 amino acids. Lineage: Eukaryota; Fungi; Ascomycota; Eurotiomycetes; Eurotiales; Thermoascaceae.
UUCGGCCGUCAUCCUGUUGGUCGCCAGUUCCGGAAGGGCCGAACCGAACGAGGUAGCUAAUUAAUGACUAAUUAUUACUCCAGAUUGAUUCGUACACCACGCUCUUUCUCCUCUUUUGGUUACUCUCCGCAUAAUAAUAGCUUAAUGUAUCUAUGUAUAUAGGAUAGACGAGUUCACUGGAUUUUCUUGAAAUCCAACCGUUUCCUCCCCAUCACCUCCAACAUCGAUUCCAUUCUACACAUCACUGCAAGCCAGAGAACUUACCAACUCGCCCUCUUCCAUUACAAACAUGCUUGAAAAAGAGAACAUAGACACUCGAAUCCAAGAUGUCCUCAAAGAUACUUCUCGAUUAUCUGCAAACCUCGAAGAUCUCAACACUCCCAAUUUUGAAAUCGACACACUUCGUGAAUUAGGAAUAUGUCCCGUGCGAGUCGGAUUUACCGAACAGGACACUCUUGCAUUUGAACCAUGCUUCUUUUUGCCUCGAUUACCGUCAACUUUACUUUCUGACUAUCCUAUCGUUGAGAAUAAGCGGAACAAUGAAGGCGUGUUAGAGGAGGAGAAAAAAUUACGUGGUGAGAUUCUUAGCGAUUCAAGUUCAGAUUGUUCGGAUUGGUCUGAUAUCGGCAAUUGUAUGGUCGCUGUGAAUUACUCGUUUAUGUAUUUGCGAAGUGUUUCCUUGCACUUGAAUGCAAGCCGUGAUGGGAUUGGUGGGUUUGAUGAUGAUGAAGAAGAUGAUGAAGAAGACGAAGAAGAAGAAGAUGAUGAUGAAGAAAUGGAAGAAGAACAAGAUGACGAUGAAGAUGAAGAAGAAGACGAUAACGAAGACGAUGAUGAUAAGAUCGGAUCGUUCUGGAAUAUUGAAGCAAUGAAGCAUGGGGACGGAGGCUGCCUUUUCUGGGACUUUAAAGUCAAAGGUGGAGGUUGGAGAGUCGAUCAAUGCAGAAUUUCCAAGAGCUCUCCCCAUCGGAUAUUGUAUCUGGUUCAUGAUCACGAAGGAAAUGAUACAAGCCUUACUAGAGGUGAGGUGCUUGUCUUUUCCCAUCUAGGCAAAAAGGGAAGAAUUCUUCAGGCUCAUCAUGAUGGACAGAAAUUGAUAUUGCAAUAUUCACCACUAGUAAAUUUUGAGGAGGAGAGAUAUCCUGCAAUAGCACUCUUUAUUCGCUAUUUAACUUGUAACCUUGUCGGAUCAUCUGUGCGUACUUUGUCUAUUAGAUGAUGCUGGGCUAUGGCAUAUUAGUGGUAAUGCUGGAUAUUGCUAGGCUUCUUGAUAUAUAGGGUUGCUCUUAGAACUCAAAUUUCAGGGUGUUAUAGAAUAGGCAAGGGGGACGCCUGAGUUAGUUUAGAGACUCUCUAGUGGAAGGGGAGCAGACAGAAUAUUCAUGCGGAGCAAAUAGAUACUAU